AUGGUCUAUGUUGGUUCUGGAUUUUAUGCAACUACAAAUAUUGCUGAAAUGGACAUUCCCACUACUUAUAAAGAACUUUAUAAGGUGUUGAAAAUAGCAAGAAUAAUGUUACAAGUCAAG
Molecule: messenger RNA, 120 nt
Organism: Entrophospora candida
Lineage: Eukaryota; Fungi; Glomeromycota; Glomeromycetes; Entrophosporales; Entrophosporaceae
Source: the annotation of a GenBank genome assembly